This is a messenger RNA of Trichomycterus rosablanca, 1820 nucleotides long. RefSeq names its product ISL LIM homeobox 2a (gene isl2a). The record is from RefSeq and is a predicted model, not a curated record. Gene Ontology annotation, cellular component: nucleus. Gene Ontology annotation, molecular function: cis-regulatory region sequence-specific DNA binding; DNA-binding transcription factor activity, RNA polymerase II-specific. NCBI's taxonomy places the organism in Eukaryota, Metazoa, Chordata, Actinopteri, Siluriformes, Trichomycteridae. Gene Ontology annotation, biological process: axonogenesis; positive regulation of transcription by RNA polymerase II; neuron fate specification.
AUGCUGGAUAUUCUACUCCACUCUUCUUUCUUGGGUGAUAUGGGGGAUCAUUCAAAAAAGAAGGCCGGGAUCGCCAUGUGUGUGGGCUGCGGAAGUCAGAUCCAUGACCAGUAUAUCCUGCGGGUCUCCCCGGACCUGGAGUGGCACGCUGCGUGUCUGAAGUGCGCGGAGUGCAGUCAGUACCUGGACGAGACCUGCACAUGCUUCGUCCGAGACGGAAAGACUUACUGCAAACGAGACUACGUAAGGUUAUUCGGGAUCAAAUGUGCCAAAUGUAACUUGGGUUUCUGCAGCAAGGAUCUGGUAAUGAGGGCUCGGGAGAAUGUGUACCACAUGGAGUGUUUCAGGUGCUCGGUGUGCAGUAGGCAUCUCUUGCCGGGAGAUGAGUUCUCUCUGCGGGAAGAGGAGCUGCUGUGCCGGGCUGAUCAUGGACUGUUGCUGGAGCGCGCCGCAUCGGGUAGUCCUCCCAUCAGCCCGGAGAAUACACACUCAAACAGAAGCCUGCACAUGGCCGAGCCAGUGCCAGUGCGGCAGCCCCCUCACCGUAACCACGUGCAUAAGCAGUCAGAGAAGACUACCCGUGUGCGCACGGUGCUGAAUGAGAAGCAGCUGCACACACUGCGCACAUGCUACAACGCAAACCCGAGACGACGCGCUCAUGAAGGACCCGACGCGCUCAUGAAGGAGCAGCUGGUGGAGAUGACGGGCCUCAGUCCGCGGGUUAUCCGCGUCUGGUUUCAGAAUAAACGCUGCAAGGACAAGAAGAGAUCAAUCUUCAUGAAACAGCUCCAACAGCAGCAACACUGCGACAAAACUAAUCUCCAAGGACUGACAGGCACACCUCUGGUGGCAGGUAGUCCCAUCAGACAUGAUAACACAGUACAGGGCAAUCCUGUAGAAGUGCAGACUUAUCAGCCUCCAUGGAAAGCCCUGAGCGAGUUCGCUUUACAAAGUGACCUGGAACAGCCUGCCUUCCAACAGCUGGUGUCUUUCUCUGAGUCGGGUUCUCUGGGCACUUCCUCAGGCAGUGAUGUGACUUCGCUAUCGUCGCAGUUACCCGAUACUCCUAACAGCAUGGUGUCCAGUCCGGUAGAGACGUGAUGCAGCCCGGUUAUGUCCAUCAUCCCCAGCAUGCUUGAAUCCCCAUCCCGACCCGAUCUGCAUGAACACAUGGCACCUCACCUCAACACCUCCAGCUCAACCGAUCCGAGGACACCACUGAUUCCUAGGACAAUUCAUACAGGACCACAGUGGAUUUUACUUGGAAUGCACAACUCUGCCAAAAAACAACCGGAGCAAAAGUACACGGACUUAAACUUGCAAUUUCUUUAAAGACGGCCCUUCAUAAGGAUCCAAUAUCUUCCCGAGGAAUAUGAACAAAUUGAGCCACUGGCAAUAUGCAAAUGUGUUACCAGUAUUCUAGUAGGUUUAUCAACACAUGAUAGUAUUUCCUUUAAAUCACUGAGACAUGACAGCCAGAUUUGUCUUAAAGCGCAUGAUCUCAGAAGACUUGUACAAAGUGACUUGUAAACUAUUUUAUCUUUACGGAUGGAGGACAAAUUGUUUGAAAUUUUCGAGAGAAAAAAGUAAGUUAUUGUUAUUUAUUGUGAGGACGACCGUCCACGCCAGAAUUAAGAAAUGACUAUAAUAAACUAUACUAAGUGUUGUUUGUGACUGAGGAAAACUUUGCAUGCGAAGACAUCUAUAUCUCCAUAUGUGUCGAGUCCAAAAAGGAUAUCGAACUACAACAUCAGACUCCAAGCGCAACCCAACUUGGCCAAACAAGACACAAAUUAAAUAUGAAUAUGAAUCACAUUUAA